Messenger RNA from Pyricularia pennisetigena, 1113 nucleotides. RefSeq lists its product as uncharacterized. The transcript has 2 exons. The record is from RefSeq and is a predicted model, not a curated record. Gene Ontology annotation, biological process: transmembrane transport. NCBI's taxonomy places the organism in Eukaryota, Fungi, Ascomycota, Sordariomycetes, Magnaporthales, Pyriculariaceae. Bases 31 to 1113 code for a protein of 360 amino acids.
GAGACUGAUGCAGUAAAUAAACAGCAGAAAAUGUCGAGCACAAGCGCCGCCACUUCAUCCCUCCCGCCUCCGUCACCGCAGACCUCCAACAGCACAAUGUCCUCGCAUGCUCCUCCGACAUCGCCUGGCCAGGUGGCCACGGCGCCGGUAGUUGCCUCGAUACCCAAUGAUACCCUGACGCAAUUUCGAAGCUUCUUAUCACAGCCUGUGACGGCAGCCUUCUGCGCCGGUGGCAUCGCGGGCGCCGUGUCACGGACGGUUGUGUCGCCGCUCGAGCGGCUGAAGAUCCUCUUCCAGAUCCAGAGCGCCGGGCGCGAGGAGUACAAGCUGUCGGUUGGCAAGGCGCUCAAGAAGAUGUGGCAGGAGGAAGGGUGGCGGGGCUUCAUGCGCGGUAACGGCACCAACUGCAUACGGAUCGUGCCGUACUCAGCUGUGCAGUUUGGCUCGUACGGCUUCUACAAGCGGACGCUGUUCGAGUCCAGCCCCGGCGCGGACCUGACGCCGAUCGAGCGCCUCAUAUGUGGCGGCAUCGCGGGCAUCACGUCAGUGACCUUUACUUACCCGCUCGACAUUGUGCGGACGCGCCUCUCGAUCCAGUCGGCGUCGUUUGCCGAUCUCGGCGACAAGCCCAAGGAGCUACCGGGCAUGAUGGCCACGAUGAUGCGCAUGUACCGCGACGAGGGAGGGAUCAUGGCGCUGUACCGCGGCAUCGUGCCCACCGUCACGGGUGUGGCACCAUACGUCGGUCUCAACUUCAUGACGUACGAGUUUGUGCGCACGCGCCUGACGCCUGAGGGUGAGAAGAACCCCAGCGCUGCCAGGAAGCUGCUUGCAGGUGCCAUCUCGGGAGCUGUCGCGCAGACUUGCACAUAUCCAUUUGACGUUCUGAGAAGACGGUUCCAAAUCAACACCAUGUCUGGUAUGGGAUACCAGUACAAGUCGAUCCCGGACGCCGUCAAAGUAAUUGUGAUGCAAGAGGGCAUCAAGGGGUUAUAUAAAGGCAUCGUACCGAACCUUCUCAAGGUAGCGCCGAGUAUGGCGUCAAGUUGGUUGAGUUUUGAGGUCUUCAGGGAUCUCUUCGUAUCCUUGGACCCUAAGGAGAGGGCUAUGUGA